AAGGAUUAUCGCUGUUUGCAGAAGUGAAAUACUGAGAAGACAGUAUCACAAUGGGGAUAACAGUACAAAACAUAACAGGAAGCACAGCCCUAGUAAUCUGGCCCAAAAUGGCGACCUGCACUGACAGCUUUUACAGCAUCAUGUACAAUCCAAACUGGGACAAAAUGCUGUCAGGAUACACCAGGAACCAUUUUCAGAAAGAGGAGAGAGUGCCAGCUAGCCGUUCCUCGUUUGUCAUUGAGAAUCUGAUCCCAUUAACAACUUAUAUUCUGUGUGUAACGUGCCAGUCGGCAAACCCAUCCAGUGACCAGUGCAGAAUUUUUAACACCCCUGAACAAGACCCGGCAUCCACAAGCAACAAAAAGAAAGACCUGGCCGUGGGCAUAUGGCUAACCAGCACGGUCUUGCUUCUCAUCAUUGUUGGCAUCCUUGUCUAUGGUUGCUUGCGUCUAUGGUGCCGCAGAAGAAGAGAGAGUUCAGACAGACAAAGCAUCGCACCAGAAGAUAAGGGAGAGGCAUGGGCAAAAAAUGAAUCGUGUGGUUCAGAGGAAUUCAACAAGCAGACCCAGCACGCCCAACGAGUUGAAAUUAGAAAUACAGAUGGUGUCCAACUAGCCACCAUAAUUACAAAUCCGUCAACAUCUGAGAAGCCCACCAUGCUGAGCUCCAAAAGUCAGGAUUUUGUGCCUAUGUCUGUGUGUCAAUCUGCCAUAAAUUAGAUAUCCUUAACUGGGACAGGUGUUUUGCUGUGUGUAACAAUAUGUAUGUUGAAA
Messenger RNA from Lacerta agilis (Sand lizard), 773 nucleotides. It is a transcript of the gene FNDC9, whose product is annotated as fibronectin type III domain containing 9. The coding region runs from base 51 to 719 and encodes 222 amino acids. Lineage: Eukaryota; Metazoa; Chordata; Lepidosauria; Squamata; Lacertidae. Gene Ontology annotation, molecular function: protein binding. The transcript has a single exon. The record is from RefSeq and is a predicted model, not a curated record.